This is a messenger RNA of Exophiala aquamarina CBS 119918, 630 nucleotides long. RefSeq lists its product as uncharacterized. NCBI's taxonomy places the organism in Eukaryota, Fungi, Ascomycota, Eurotiomycetes, Chaetothyriales, Herpotrichiellaceae. Bases 1 to 630 code for a protein of 209 amino acids. The record is from RefSeq and is a predicted model, not a curated record. The transcript has a single exon.
AUGGUCGACCCCGACGCGAGAUUCCCCGAGAAUCCCACACUCAGGUUCAUCCUCCACUGGCUUCAAACCAAUGUCACAACCGCCCCUGUAGGUCCAGACGGUACAAGUCAACUUAUCAACACCACUGCCCCACGAGUCCCCUACCGCGGCCCGGGUCCACCGACCAACUCUUCAGCUCAUCGAUACAUAUUCUACGCCUUUUUCCAGCACGACAAUUUCACUUUCCCGUCCGCGUUCGAAUCUUUCAAUGCCACCAAUCGGGCGAGCUUCAAUCUCACAGCCUUCCUUGACGAGUCAAACCUGGGGCAGGUCCCCGCUGCAGCUCAGUACUUCUUCGCCAGCAACGAGACAGGGGUCCCGCAGGACUUUUCUGCCGCCGCAGGUGGUACGUACCCAGGUGGAAAUGGUGAGAUGAUUACACAAGGUCCUGGUCCAAGUGUGACCGCAAGCACUCUUCCCACGACUGUAUCGGCUUCUACUACAGGGUCUGAGGGCACGGCUUCUGGCUCCGGAACUGCAUCCGCUACUGGCUCCGCUGCUUCGGCUUCUGGCUCAAACAGUGCGGUAGUUCUGCAAGCCAGCACUCGUGGCCUGUUUACUGUGUUUCUCGCGUUCUUGAACCUGUUUUAG